CUGCAUCUGGGAGUCACAUGACUGCGGUGUGUCUUCCGCCCUCGGAGGCUGGGGCCGCAUGUGCGGCUCUGAGGGGCCCCGCCGGGGCUGGGGGCGCUGUGCCCCCAGCCCCACGCUCCUCCUGAGUUUGCUUGCGUCUGCAGCCCCGCUUGGCCUGCUGGGGGAGGAGACCCGCCAGGUGUCUCUGGAGGUCAUCCCUCCCGGGCUGGACGCCCCCCAGAACCUCCUGCACAUCCGGGCGGUGGGAACCAACUCCACGCUGCACUACGUGUGGAGCAGCGUGGGGCCUCCGGCAGUGCUGCUCGUGGCCACCGACACCCCCCACAGCACCCUGAGUGUCAACUGGAGCCUCCUGCUGUCCCCUGCGCCUGACGGGGGCCUGGUGGUGCUCCCCAAGGACAGCAUCCAGUUCUCUUCUGCCCUUGUCUUUACCAGGCUCUUUGAAUUUGAUGGCGCCAACACAUCCGAGGGGGCCAAGCCUCCGGGAGAACCGUAUCCCCCGUAUUCCCUGGCCAAGUUCUCCUGGAACAAUAUCACGGACUCAUUGGAGCCUGCCACCCUGAGCGCCACGUUUCGAGGCCGCCCCACUGACGACCCCACCGGGGCUUUUGCCAAUGGCAGCCUCGCCUUCAGGGUGCAGGCCUUCUCUGGAUCCGGCAGACCAGACCAGCCCCCGCGCCUCCUGCAUUCGGCCGACACCUGCCAGCUAGAGGUGGCCCUGGUCGGGGCCUCUCCCCGGGGAAACCGCUCCCUGUUUGGGCUGGAGGUAGCCACCCUGGGCCAGGGCCCCGACUGCCCCUUGAUGCAGGAGCAACAUUCCAUCGACGAUGAAUAUGCACCUGCUGUCUUCCAGGUGAACCAGCUGCUGUGGGGCUCCCUCCCAUCCGGCUUCGUGCAGUGGCGACCAGUGGCUUUCUCCCAGAGGCAGAGGGGCCGGGAAUCAGCCCUGCCCUGCCAAGCUUCCCCUCUUCACCCCUCUUUGGCAUACCUCCCCCAGUCACCCAUAGUCAGAGCCUUCUUUGAGUCCCACAAUAACUUCUGUGCCUUCAAUUUGACAUUUGGGACUUCCACAGGCCCUGGCUACUGGGACGCACACUACCUCAGUUGGUCGACGCUCCUGGGUGUGGGCACCCCUCCAUUGGACACCUUGUCCCCACUAGUCCUAGGCAUCAUGGCGGUGGCCCUGGGUGCCCCGGGGCUCAUGCUGCUGGCUGGAGGCGUGUUUCUGCUGCUGGGCCACAGGCAGUGCUCAGAAUACCAGCGCAUAAACUGAGGCCCGCUCUCUGGAGGGCUGGACGUUGAUCCCCGGACUUGCCCUGCUGGUCUGCCAGACGGGGGGUCGGCUGCUCCCUUCUCCCACCUGGCUUUUCUGCAGAACAUCAGGGACACCUCCACCUUUCCGGAGAACCCCCAGAUGGGGCUGCCCUCAUACUCUGGGGAGGGCCAGGGGCAGGGCGAUGGCUGGAGGGAGGGUCCCUUGGCGAUGCCUUACUGCCCCUCUUCCCCCAUUUCCCUUAAAUGGGACUCACAGGCCUAAACGAGAGGCCUUCUGACUGACUGGCUGCCCUGGAGGGCACGAAAUAGACUCAUUUUCUGCCCUGGG
Molecule: messenger RNA, 1603 nt
Organism: Panthera uncia (snow leopard)
Lineage: Eukaryota; Metazoa; Chordata; Mammalia; Carnivora; Felidae
Gene: GLMP
Product: glycosylated lysosomal membrane protein
Exons: 6
Coding region: 59-1273 (404 amino acids)
Cellular component (GO): lysosome
Source: RefSeq, a predicted model, not a curated record